Messenger RNA from Penicillium salamii, 1293 nucleotides. The record is from the annotation of a GenBank genome assembly. NCBI's taxonomy places the organism in Eukaryota, Fungi, Ascomycota, Eurotiomycetes, Eurotiales, Aspergillaceae.
AUGCCCAGAGUUAAAUGGAUUGACGGUAUUCGAGGAGCAGCAGCAGCUGUGGUUGCAUUUAACCAUUACUUCAAUGGCGAAAUCACUACGCCUUUCCGCACCUACUGGACAGAACCGCUCAAAGACAACCAACAACUCAUUCAACUUCCUCCGAUCAACUUUCUUUGGUCUAUGGAUGCCAUGGUCCCCUUUUUCUAUGUUAUAUCAGGCUAUUCAACCGCAAGUGGCUUGCUAGAGCUUAGAGACAAGCAGUCUGAACUAUUCAUAGAUCGUGUACGAUCUUCAGCCAUUCGCCGCUUCAUCCGUCUCGCUCUGCCAUUGAUAGGAUUGGGCGUUUUCUGCCAAAUUACUUUUUUCUGUGGUCUUUUCAUUCGAUCUUUGCCAGAGGAUUCUGCGCCCGGUCUUGAGCCAUGGUCCUCACCGUGGAGUCACUUGGGCUAUCUUUCCAGAUAUGUGGCAGACAGUCUGCAACUCUUUCAGAUUCAGUACAAUCAUGGUCUGAGCCAGCAAUUUUGGACAAUUCCACUUGAUUUACGUGGAUCUUUUGUUGUCUACUUGGUGAUUAUCCUCCAAACUCCAUGGCAGCCCCGCGUGAGACUAUCGCUUUUGGCCCUCCUACUCGCGCAUACUCUGUGGUAUGGCAUUUGGGACAUGUUCAGUAUAUUGUCCGGUCUUGCCUUGGCCGAGAUCAGCGCUCUCUAUAACCGCACCGGCUAUCAACCCAGAUUCCUGCGUGGAACCAUCAGUUAUGUCAUACGCUUCGCUAUCGCGGCGUACCUGGGCUCUCUCAGCAGUAAAAACAGCUACCCUCCCGAUUUCCGCGUUCUGGAACUUGCACAGCCAUGGAGAUGGUCACGUUACGAUUGGACGAAUGCGAGACAAAACUGGCAUUCCAUAGCUGUGGUCUGCCUAUUCUCGGUCCUCAUGCAGAGCCCUCGACUUCAAGGGAUCUUGACCAUGCGGCCCUUGCAAUAUCUUGGACGACUUUCUUUUGCUAUCUACCUUGUCCAUGUGCCCAUAUACCAGAUUAUCCGUGCUCCUCUGCGGGAUUAUCUUUGGCGCAUUCAGGAGAAUCGAGAAUGGCCUGGACCUUGGGAAGCUUCCCAGAGCGUGUCGUCGUUUUACUCGUGUUGGGUUGCUUCUGGAAUCGUUUCAUACUUUACGGUCUUCGUCGCGGCUUGGUCAUAUACGCAGUAUGUGAGUCCGCAUGUUGAGCGAAUCUCUAGGGACACAGAUAAAUGGCUGAACCAGACGGAGACUGAGGCUCUAGCUGAGGGAAAGAAAGGAUUUUAA